UUGCAUGACUUGGUACAUACAUGCGGCCAAUAUUCAUCCCCAUACAGCAGAGGGCAACCAUGGCCAACGUCGUGUGCGUGCCCGGUCGCAACGAGGCAUCCAUGCUCCCGCACCUCGUGCGUUGCGGUGCGUGCUCGAGCGGGCGGCCGGGAAACCAGAGCACACGGGAUUCCUCACGGCGUGGCCCAAUUCGCACCAUCCGCGCUACCGCGCCAUGUCAUCUCUUGUCCACGCUCCAUUCGCUGCCUGCGGAAAUUGUCCACCACUGCUACGCCCUCCAGCCCUCUCCCAUGACUUGCUCCAGACCGCCCUCGCCGACCACUCGACAGUCUCAAUCGAAGCACAAAAAGAGAAAGAAGAAAUAAAAUCCUCCGUGAUUUGGCUCUUGGCGUUUGUCCCGUGCGCUGCCAUUCUUCAAACUUUCCGACCUGUCUCCUGUUGGCGACGCGUCAACCGUCUCUCCCGAAGACGCAAUAGCCGGAGAGAAUCUUUUGGGGGUACCUAG
Periconia digitata is the source of this 505-nucleotide messenger RNA. The record is from the annotation of a GenBank genome assembly. NCBI's taxonomy places the organism in Eukaryota, Fungi, Ascomycota, Dothideomycetes, Pleosporales, Periconiaceae.